Salmo salar (Atlantic salmon) is the source of this 1549-nucleotide messenger RNA. Lineage: Eukaryota; Metazoa; Chordata; Actinopteri; Salmoniformes; Salmonidae. The record is from RefSeq and is a predicted model, not a curated record.
AUGGCUAAAAGCCUCCCCCGGGGCAAGGGGGGAACAUGCGUUUGGCGUGUCAACACGAGGAAGUUGCUUCUCCCUCUCAAGUUCCAUCUCUUUUCAAACUCUUCUCUUUCCUCCGCUUCUCAACAGGAGCCUCCAAGAGGGUGUGUGUUCUCUGGGAUCCAGCCCACGUCUGUGCCCCACCUAGGGAAUUACCUUGGGGCUCUGGAGAGCUGGGUGUCCCUACAGAGCCAGUACCCCUCAGUGCUCUACAGCAUAGUGGACCUGUACUCCAUCACCCAGUCCCAGGACCCCGCCCUUCUGCGGGUCAACAUACUGGUCAUGGUUGCCAGACUGCUGGCCUGUGGCAUCGACCCAGAGACAUCUAUCCUCUUCCAGCAGUCACAGGUCUCUGAACACGCUGAACUGUCCUGGAUCCUGGGCUGCCUCACCAGUAUUCCCCCGACUCAGACACCUGCCUCAGUGAAAGCUGAAAAGUAAACAGAAGAAUGAGGGGAGUGUGGGGCUGUAGUCUUUCCCUGUCCUGCAGGCUGCGGAUAAUCUCCUUUACAAGUCCACUAAUAGGAUAAGAUCAGGUCCAACAUCUGCAGUUGGCUCAGGACCUAGCGGAUAAUAGGCCUUCAACAACACAUACGGAGACUUAUUCCCUGAGCCACGCGUUCUGCUCAGUAAGUUACUGUGUACCACACAGGGGUUACAUCUAUGGAUGCAGGCAGUGUAGUACAUUUUCUCUUACUCAGACACUCACUCAAAUGUAAACAUACUCAAAAUCCAACUCUCUCUUUCUCUUUUUCUUUCUCUCAAACACAUAGAUAUACCCAUAUGGAUACAUACACAUACGUCCAGAUGCACAUGCACAAAGACACAUGGCCAGCAUGUUCUACUGAUGGAUACUUAACCCCACUCUGAUAUACUCCGUUUUAUACUCCUUCAUUAUCGCCAUCAUGAAAGCACAAGAUGUAACCAACCAUGCGUGCAAUGGAGCUUUGAUUAAAGGACCGUUCCCUUCCUCAUAUAUCUGAGAAAUAAAGUGAUAAUAUAUUUGGGGAGGCAGGAGGGGGUAUGUCCUCAAGACGACUUCAGAGAUGUGUGUGCACCCGCGUGUUGAGAUGGAUAGAUAAAAGUGUGUGUGUAUUACAGGGGCGGGUUAGGGACAGUGGUUGGCUCAGGCUGAUUGAUGCUGCCUUUUUGUGCUGUCUUUGGCUGUUUACCGAUGGACGUUUUGUUGGAAAGAGACCAGAGCAACAGCUUCUGGCAGAACUGCCAGUCAUCCGCCGCCACUUUGAAACCCAAUCAAAGAUGCCCUUUUAAAUCACCCUGAAACAAAGAGCUCAUCAGGAAAGAGACCCUCCUCCCUUCAUCCUCCAGUGCCACCCCCCAUGCACCCCUGACUUCUCUGCUGACAGCAUACUGCCAGGACCUGGUUCUUCUUAUCGGGAUAUGAUUAACUGAUCUCCACACGGAAGAUCACAUCCCUCCGCGACCCCUCCUCCAAGAUGUCCAAGUCAGACCCCCAGAAGAUGGCCACCAUCAACCUCCUUGACUCGCCCGU